AUGUCCCGCACCGCAGUGCGUAGCUCACAGGCAGCAGUGAUCCCCAGUACUGCUUAUCAUGAAAUGGGCGCUUCAUUAACUAUCGUCACGAAGGUCUCAAUCGCGACACUACAGACUCGAGCGCUCUCGUCCAAGGUCAGUGACGAUUAUGCACUGAAUUUGGCCAAGGUAUUAGCCCCAGAGGCCACAUUAAAUGAGUUCAAGGAGUUGUAUCGCACGCCUGGUGUAAAGCACACAACUGUGAUCAAGAUUGGCGGUGAGGUGAUCAUUAAUGAGCUGGAAACGCUCAUCGAAUCACUUCGCUUUAUGAAGGACACGGGGCUUUUUCCGAUCCUCGUGCAUGGGGCCGGUCCGCAGAUGAACGAUGAGUUGAACAAACAGGGCGUUGAGCCCCAGUAUGUGGGUGGGAACCGUGUUACUGACCAAAAGACGCUUGACAUUGCACAGAAAAUCUUUAUCGAUACGAACGCGACGCUUGUGGCUGCACUCAACAAGGCCGGUGUGUCUGCUAAGGGUAUUACAAACGGUGUCAUCCAGGCAGAUUUUAAGGACAAGGAGGUCUAUGGCUUUGUGGGUGAGGUGCACAAGAUCCACAGUAACCCUGUCCAGGCGGCCAUUGACGCUGGUCAAAUUCCCGUGCUGUCAUGUCUUGGCGAAAGUGCAAACGGUCAGACGCUCAAUAUUAAUGCUGACGUGGCUGCUCGCCAACUGGCUCUCAGCUUGCAGCCACUAAAAACCAUCUUUGUCAAUGCCAAGGGAGGUUGGAUCGAGGACGACGGCACAAAACUCAAAACGAUCAAUAUGACUAAGGAUUACGAGCGCAUGGCCGCCCGUGACUAUACUGGCCGUCAAGGCACACUCUUGAAGCUUAAUGAGAUCAAUACGCUUUUGCAGGGUCUGCCGUCGACAUCGUCGGUGGUGCUCACGUCGGCAUCACAGCUCAUGCGCGAGAUUGUAAGCAAAAAAAGCGCGGGUACGACGUGUAUUAAGGGUGAAAAGCCUGCUGUUGCCAGCGAAAAGAGCAGUACCAAAUCGUCGGCGAUUCCUCGUGGUCCUAAUGGAAAGUACCGCGUUGGUCUUCUUGGUGCGCGUGGAUAUGUAGGCGGCGAGCUCAUUCGCGUAAUUGGUCGACACCCGGAGCUGGAGCUAGUGUGUGCUAGCUCGCGAGCCCUGGCUGGGAAAAAGGUUGUCAAGGUCGCUUCUGCCCCGCCACUUAACCCUCACACGAAGCUACCGGCCAAGCUAGUUGAGGAUGUGGAGCUGAACAUUGAUCCUGAACUGGAAUUCUGCGAGCUUGGGCUGGACGGUAUUGCGACCUCGCCGUUUGGAGAGAGCGUCGAUGUGUGGGUUGUGGCGUUACCCAAUGGCUACUGCGAGGACUACGCCACUGCUCUGAAUGCGCUUCCCAGGAAAGAUAAGAUCAUCAUUGACUUGAGCGCGGACCAGCGUUUCAAUUCGGAGUGGACAUACGGCUUGCCGGAGGCUCCGGGUGGACGCACGCGGCUGCAGGGUGCCACACAUAUCUCUAAUCCCGGCUGUUACGCUACUGGUGCGCAGCUCGGAUUGAUGCCACUACUUGGAGGCAAACCUGAGGUGAGCGGAAAGCUGAUCAACGAGAGCGUUCCGCCACAUGUGUUCGGAGUUUCGGGCUAUAGCGGUGCUGGCACAAACCCUUCCAAGGCCAACGACCUGGAAGUACUCACCGACAACAUUAUUGCGUACAAGUCGGUAAAUCACAUUCACGAGCACGAAGUUAGCCACCAGCUUGGUACACCUGUUCGAUUCAUGCCUCAUGUCGCACCGUACUUCCAGGGUAUCCAUCUCACGUUGUCCGCACAGCUUGCUGACAAUGGAAUCGUUACUUCAGCGAAACAGGCUGAGGAGCUUUAUCAGGAGUUUUUCAUGAAUGAAGCUUUGGUGAAGGUUACGUCGGACAUCCCGCUCGUGAAGGACAAUGCGUAUCAUCCACAUGUGACUGUGGGCGGCUUCCAGCUGGACUCGGACACGGGUCGACUUGUGGUGAUUGCUACCAUUGACAACCUUCUCAAGGGUGCAGCUACGCAGGCAGUACAGAAUAUUAACGUUGCGCUUGGGAUUGACGAGUACGUUGGAAUCAACUUCAAGUAA
Peronospora farinosa is the source of this 2127-nucleotide messenger RNA. Lineage: Eukaryota; Oomycota; Peronosporomycetes; Peronosporales; Peronosporaceae. The record is from the annotation of a GenBank genome assembly.